CCCUGGGCCUGGAUUCUGAUUUCUGCGCGAGUUGUAUUUGAAGACGGAAGACUGAGUCACUGAGCUCGUCGGCGUGGAACUGAGUUUGUGGCUCGCUAGAGUCUGCUUUUCCUGUCCAUUCAAGGGCAUUGUUGGGGGUCCUAAGAUCAGCGUUGCACUGAAGGCCAGUCAGCAAAGCAGUGAGGCCUCAUGGACCCUGCCAGACGUGGGAAGCUUUGCCACAGAGGAUGUAUGAGCUGACACUGUGACUUUCUCCAGUAAAUUCCUAGAUCUGACCUCUCACAGCCAUGGGGGAUUGGAACCUGCUGGGAAAGCUCCUGGAAAAAGCCCAGGAGCACUCCACCGUCGUGGGGAAGGUGUGGCUCACUGUCCUGUUCAUCUUCCGCAUCCUGAUCCUGAGUGCUGCGACAGAGAAGGUGUGGGGCGACGAGCAGUCGGGCUUCACCUGCGACACCAAGCAGCCUGGUUGCGAGAACGUAUGCUACGACAUCACUUUCCCCAUAUCUCACGUCCGGUUCUGGGUGCUGCAGAUAAUCUUUGUAUCCACACCGACUCUCAUAUACCUGGGGCACAUUCUUCAUCUUGUCCGGAUGGAGGAAAAGCAGAAGGAGAAAGAAAAGGAGAGAGAAAAGGAGCACAGUCAUCAAUCAGACAAACAGACUCUCAUUGUGGAUGUGAAGCACAAGAAGGCUCUGAUAAGAGACAAUAAGGGACGAGUGCGCCUGCAGGGGGAGCUCUUGCGCACAUAUGUCUUCAAUGUGAUCUUCAAGAUGCUGUUUGAGGUGGGCUUCAUCGUGGCCCAGUACUUUUUGUACGGCUUUGAGCUCAAACCCAUGUACACAUGUGACAGACCCCCCUGCCCCAAUGUGGUUAACUGCUACAUAUCCCGCCCCACAGAGAAAACCAUCUUCAUCAUCUUCAUGCUUGGAGUGGCCUCUGUGUCUCUGUUCCUCAACCUCAUAGAGAUGUACCAUCUGGGUUUUACCAAGUGCCGCCAGGGCAUCACCUUCAGGAGGCGCAACCAGUCCCAUGAGAGUAUCUCCAAGGAGCCCGGCGAGACUGCAGUGCCGUUUGCCCCAAGUUACGAUGACUACUUCCACGGGCACCGCCAAGUCCAGCCCGCUUACCCGCCAGUGCCCUGCUACACCGCGGCCACAGACUCGUCCUUCCACCCCUACCACAGCAAGGCAGCCUACAAACAGAACAAGGACAACUUGGCGGUGGAGAGGAGCAGCAGCAGCAAGCCAGAGGAAUGUGACCUGAAAGGAAAGAAGGGAGCAGGAUCUGCCCCUGGGUCACCUACGCAGGCCAGGCCUGGCCACAGUGCCAAACACAGCAACAACAAGACUAGAAUAGACGAUCUGAAGAUAUGAGGAGGUUUAUGUUUCUCUGAGGGGUCUUAAAAUGUGCGAGGGGAUCAUAUGUUGCUUGGAAGUGUUCAUACAUGCCAAACUGACUCCCCUCUUCAAGAUGGCACUGCUUUGACUCAUUCCAGCUUAGAGGGGAGUAGUAUUUACAGGGCACAGAGAGAAGCCUGAAAUGGAACCACAAAAAAACAGCAACAACAUUUCUGCUAAACUUUCACAAUAAAGGAAAUUCUGCUUCUUUAUAUGUGGAGAAAAAAAGCUGGAUCUCACUUCAGACUGUAGCAUUAAAUGUUAGAUACUAGUCUGUCGCUGCGGCAACAGACUAGUUUUUGUAUCUGUGUUUUCUAAGUUGUGUUGACUGGUAUGAAUCUUUCCACCAUUCAGAGAGAGUCUGCUCAGGUUUACAGUGAGCUCGUCUUUAUUUUUCUCAACGUGUGAAAAAUCUAGAAUUCAGGGCUAGAACUUGCUCAGCACUGACCUGACCUCAUUCGUUGAAAUCAGAUAGGGAGAAAAGUUAAAUUUAACUCCCUUUAAAUGUUUUGAGGUCAUCAUCUAGCAUAGUUCACUUGCUUAGACUUGAAGUAAGGAGUUGUGCAAUACCUGACAAUUUAUUGGAGGCUUGAACUGCUGUUACUAAUUCCAGAGUGCGCCUCAAAAACAGAUAUUGUACGGGUCUCAGGAGUUCCCACAUUUGUACUGUCUCUUUACUUUUUUUAACUGGGGCAGCCAGAAAGUAGGUAAUGAAAAGCAUGUCGAUUGGUUUAUUCUUGUUCAUGUCUGGAUUUGUGGCGUUUGUUUGCUUUGAAGCACUUCAUGACAACCUUGUUUGCAAACCUGCUUGAAAUAAAUUGUCUUAAAUUUGCACUUCAUUUUGUGAUUUAUCACACUGCAACUAUUGAUAUGUCAUAACCCUGGUGAUAAUACAUGAAAACCAGCUGUAAUAUUGGCACACGCAGAAGCUGAAAUGCAGCGCAGCUCUGAAGGCUUCUCUGAAAACGAUCACACUGUUAACGAACACGGGGUCUCUGAAAUUAGGACAUGCCACGUGUUGUUUGACUCAUCAUUUCAACGUGUUUAAAACGGACAUGUUGAAGCGAGAAUAAACACGUGGAAAGUCUUUGCUGUCUGCGUGUCCUUCGCAUGCACAUCUUAUACUCGUCUGUGCCAAGAAGGCACACAUCGCUGGCAUGGAAACCUUGAAACUCAUAGCAUGUACAUCAUGAGGAAGCACCCUUGUGACUCAGUGCUUGAUGCCUCAAGGAGUUCAUCCAUCCAUUUUCUUCAGCUUAUCCAUCCGGGUGUCAUUGUAGUGUUUUCUAGAUUCAUCUAAAUAUCAGUAGUACUGAUACCAAUACUUAUAUCGGUAUGAGAUCCAUACGAGCAUGAUAGGAUCUUUACUGUGUUAUAAAAAUGUCUGAACCCUUUUUGUCUUGACUGUCACGUCUGUUUUAUUUAUAGCCUACAGCGCAUUUAAAGAAAAGUC
Molecule: messenger RNA, 2850 nt
Organism: Oreochromis aureus
Lineage: Eukaryota; Metazoa; Chordata; Actinopteri; Cichliformes; Cichlidae
Product: gap junction alpha-3 protein-like
Exons: 2
Coding region: 288-1373 (361 amino acids)
Biological process (GO): cell communication
Cellular component (GO): connexin complex
Source: RefSeq, a predicted model, not a curated record